GUAAAUUCGCCAAUAAGCGUGUGAAAACCUAGUUUCCUUCCUUCCCCUUUCCACCUUCCUCUUUUCCACACACAUACACACACAAAAGCAAGCACUAUAAAUAAAAUCCCUCCGCCACCAUCUCCGCCACCACCACCAGUUCCGCCACCCAUCAGAAAUUUUCUUACAGCAUAUGUCUCAAAGGCCAAACAUUCCCCACUUCUCCUCCAUAGCUUUCGGCCUCCAUUCCCAUCUCCUGGUUUCCAGUGAGAUGAACUCAGUUUCCAAUUGGUCUUCUUCUUCUUCCUUUUAAUUUUCGAUUUUUUAUUUUUUUAAUUAACAGCAUCCGGAAUUUUCGGAUCUCGAUUUUUGUUUGUUCAUUUUUUUCGAUCGGAGAAAAAAAAUAUGGGGGUGAAGGGAUUUGUUGAAGGAGGUAUUGCUUCAAUUGUCGCCGGUUGCAGCACCCACCCCCUCGAUUUGAUUAAGGUCAGGAUGCAGCUCCAGGGGGAGGCGGCGGCGGCGGCGCCGCCGCCGGCCCUCCGCCCUGCUCUCGCCUUCCAAACACCCUCCUCCUCCGUCGCUCAAAACGUCCGCCUCACUCCACCUCCACCCCGGGUGGGGCCUGUUGCCGUCGGACUCCGGAUCGUGCAGCAGGACGGUUUCGCCGGCCUCUUCUCCGGCGUCUCCGCCACCGUCCUCCGCCAGACGCUGUACUCCACCACGAGGAUGGGCCUGUACGACAUCCUGAAGACGAAGUGGUCCGAUCCGAACACGAACAACAUGCCGCUGACGAGGAAGAUCGUCGCCGGACUCAUCGCCGGCGGCAUCGGCGCCGCCGUGGGUAACCCCGCCGACGUGGCGAUGGUCCGGAUGCAGGCGGACGGGCGCCUCCCGGCGGCGCAGAGGCGCAACUACAAGAGCGUGGUGGAUGCCAUCUCCCAGAUGAGCAAGGGAGAGGGCGUCGCCAGCCUGUGGCGCGGCUCAUCCCUUACGGUGAACCGCGCCAUGGUGGUAACCGCCUCCCAGCUGGCGUCGUACGACCAGAUCAAGGAGACGAUACUCGACAAGGGGCUGAUGAAGGACGGGCUCGGGACGCACGUGACGGCCAGCUUCGCGGCCGGGUUCGUUGCGUCGGUGGCGUCGAACCCGGUCGACGUGAUCAAGACGCGGGUGAUGAACAUGAAGGUGGAGCCCGGGGUGGCGCCGCCGUACGCCGGCGCAAUCGACUGCGCGAUGAAGACGAUCAGGGCGGAGGGGCCGAUGGCGCUGUACAAGGGGUUCAUUCCGACCAUCUCUAGGCAAGGACCUUUCACCGUCGUGCUGUUUGUCACACUUGAACAGGUCCGAAAAUUGCUCAAGGAUUUUUGAAUGGUGAUGAUGAUGACGAUCAAGAUAUUUUCAAUAAUAAAUUAUUAUUAUUAUUAUUAUUAUUAUUAAUUAUAAAAUUAUAAAAUCGCUUUUGGACUUUAUUUUUAUUUAUUAUAUAUUAAAUAUUAAAUAUUAAUUAGAUGAUUAUUGAUGUAUAACAAUCUUAAUUAAUUGGUAUGAGUGUCAAAAAAUAUAAUUGUAAGAUUGAAAAUGAAGCAAUUCUUGCGAAUAAAAAUGUUAUUCGUUGCUUUUUUGCUGUGCAAAGUAGAUGCUAAACUUGCUUAA
Molecule: messenger RNA, 1632 nt
Organism: Erythranthe guttata (spotted monkey flower)
Lineage: Eukaryota; Viridiplantae; Streptophyta; Magnoliopsida; Lamiales; Phrymaceae
Product: mitochondrial uncoupling protein 5
Biological process (GO): transmembrane transport
Source: RefSeq, a predicted model, not a curated record